This is a messenger RNA of Caenorhabditis angaria, 3262 nucleotides long. Lineage: Eukaryota; Metazoa; Nematoda; Chromadorea; Rhabditida; Rhabditidae. The record is from the annotation of a GenBank genome assembly.
AUGUCCGGCGGGCCACAAUAUAUGCCAGGAAUGAUGGGAAGUUCUGUUAUGCAGAAUGGACCAACUUCCUACAAUAAUGGACCACAAUCGUCGUCCACAGUGCAACCUCCACAACAGUCAUCUACACAGCCCUACCCGCCGCCAUCGACUGUUCAGAGCACCACAUUGCAAAAUGAUCUCGAAGAGAUCUUUAGCUCGAAUUCAACCGGCGGAGGUUCACAAUCAUAUGCAGACGUACCACCACGGGAAGGUGGCAGUUUGGCACCAGGCGCACCAAUCGGAAAUACGGGAGUUUCCAUUGGCGAAUCUGCGGGUCAAUCAACCGGACAAUUUUCGGGUACAUCGGGAGCCCUUCAACCGUAAGUUUCUCACAAAUCGUGGAAAAUUGGAUUAACCAUUGUUCUUGCAGAUUGAAUCCAUCGGGUGUACAAUUCCAAUGUCCUCGUCGACCAAAUCACGGUGUCGAUGGAAGGCCAAUUCUUCUUCGCGCCAAUCACUUUCAAGUUCGCAUUCCUGGCGGAACAAUUCAACAUUAUCAAGUUGAUGUAUCUCCAGACAAAUGCCCACGGCGUGUCAAUCGGUUAGUGAUCCUAUAGAUAACAUGAAAUGAUAUAAACUUUUUCUUUCAGAGAGAUUAUUGGUUGUAUGAUCCAUUCGUUUUCCAAAUAUUUUGGCAAUUGUCGACCAGUUUAUGAUGGAAAACGCAAUAUGUAUACAAGAGAUCCGUUGCAUAUUGGUAGAGAUCGUAUGGAUUUCGAAGUUGUGCUACCUGGCGAUUCCGCUGUCGAACGACAAUUCUCAGUUUCACUCAAAUGGAUUGGACAAGUGUCAUUGUCAAGUCUCGAAGAUGCGAUGGAAGGUCGUGUUCGACAAGUUCCAUUCGAAGCUGUUCAAGCGAUGGAUGUGAUUUUGAGACAUUUACCAUCGUUGAAGUACACACCAGUCGGACGAUCAUUCUUCUCGCCUCCAGCUGCUGGUCAACACAAUGCUCCUUCACACGGAUCACAAUAUCACGCUGAAAGCAAAUUAGGAGGAGGUCGCGAAGUCUGGUUUGGAUUCCAUCAAUCUGUCCGACCAUCACAAUGGAAAAUGAUGCUCAAUAUUGAUGGUGAGUUUAGAAAAUUUAACCGACUUUUUCAAAAUUUUUCUUUCAGUCUCCGCAACAGCUUUCUAUCGAGCAAUGCCAGUUAUCGAAUUCAUUGCUGAGGUUUUGGAAUUGCCAGUUCAAGCGCUCACCGAAAGACGUGCUCUUUCUGACGCUCAACGCGUCAAAUUCACCAAGGAAAUCAGAGGCUUGAAAAUUGAAAUCACUCAUUGCGGACAAAUGCGCAGAAAAUAUCGUGUUUGCAACGUCACCAGACGUCCAGCUCAAACUCAAACAUUCCCACUUCAACUCGAAAUCGGACAAACCAUCGAAUGCACCGUCGCCAAAUAUUUCUACGACAAAUAUCGCAUUCAACUCAAAUACCCACAUUUGCCGUGUCUUCAAGUUGGACAAGAGCAAAAGCACACCUAUUUGCCACCAGAGGUCUGCAAUAUUGUUCCAGGACAACGAUGCAUCAAGAAGUUGACUGAUGUUCAAACAUCGACAAUGAUCAAGGCAACAGCUAGAUCAGCACCAGAAAGAGAGCGCGAGAUCAGCAAUCUUGUUCGCAAAGCUGAAUUCUCGGCUGAUCCAUUUGCUCACGAAUUUGGAAUCACUAUCAAUCCAGCAAUGACUGAAGUCAAGGGACGACUUUUGCCAGCACCAAAAUUGUUGUACGGUGGAAGAACUCGUGCGACAGCAUUGCCAAAUCAAGGAGUUUGGGAUAUGCGUGGCAAACAAUUCCACACCGGUAUUGAUGUCAGAGUAAGUUGAACUCAAAUUUUCAUACUGUCUUUUUCAUAUUGAUAUUUUAUGAUAAAAUCAAUAAUUUCUUAUAGGUAUGGGCUAUCGCAUGUUUCGCCCAACAGCAACACGUCAAGGAAAAUGAUUUGCGAAUGUUCACCGCACAAUUGCAAAGAAUCUCCAACGACGCUGGAAUGCCAAUUGUGGGUAACCCAUGCUUCUGCAAAUAUGCCGUCGGUGUUGAACAAGUUGAGCCAAUGUUCAAGUAUUUGAAACAAAACUAUGCUGGAAUCCAAUUGGUCGUUGUUGUUCUCCCAGGAAAAACUCCAGUCUAUGCUGAAGUCAAACGUGUUGGAGACACUGUUCUCGGAAUUGCAACUCAAUGUGUGCAAGCGAAGAAUGCGAUUCGAACAACACCACAAACUUUGUCGAAUUUGUGCUUGAAGAUGAAUGUGAAACUUGGUGGUGUCAACAGUGUGUUGAUUCCAAAUGUUCGUCCAAGAAUCUUCAACGAGCCGGUUAUCUUCUUUGGUUGUGAUAUCACUCAUCCACCAGCUGGUGAUUCACGCAAACCAUCAAUUGCCGCUGUCGUCGGAUCAAUGGAUGCACAUCCAAGCAGAUAUGCGGCAACUGUGCGCGUUCAACAACAUCGUCAAGAAAUCAUCUCGGAUCUUACCUACAUGGUCCGCGAACUUCUUGUUCAAUUCUACCGCAACACUCGUUUCAAGCCAUCAAGAAUUGUUGUUUACCGUGAUGGAGUUUCUGAAGGACAAUUCUUCAAUGUAAGUUUACCACCCAUAUGGGAUUCUAAUAAUAAUAAUUCAAAUCUAAUUUUUUUAGGUUCUUCAAUAUGAACUUCGCGCAAUUCGUGAAGCUUGUAUGAUGUUGGAACGUGGAUAUCAACCAGGUAUCACCUUCAUCGCAGUUCAAAAACGUCAUCACACUCGUUUGUUCGCCAUCGAAAAGAAGGAUCAAGUCGGAAAAGCCUACAACAUCCCACCAGGAACAACCGUCGAUGUUGGAAUCACUCACCCAACCGAAUUUGAUUUCUACCUUUGUUCACACGCUGGUAUCCAAGGAACAUCUCGCCCAUCUCAUUAUCACGUUCUCUGGGAUGAUAACAAUUUGACAGCCGACGAAGUUCAACAACUCACCUAUCAAAUGUGCCACACUUAUGUGAGAUGCACAAGAUCUGUGUCGAUUCCGGCUCCAGCUUACUAUGCUCAUCUUGUUGCAUUCCGCGCCAGAUAUCAUUUGGUAGAUCGUGAACACGAUUCAGGCGAAGGAUCUCAACCAUCUGGAACAUCUGAAGACACAACAUUAUCAAACAUGGCUCGGGCUGUUCAAGUAAGAUAUUUAAGUUUCAAUAUUUCCCCUAAUCAUUUAUUUUUUCAGGUUCAUCCAGACGCCAACAAUGUUAUGUAUUUUGCUUAA